Molecule: messenger RNA, 13070 nt
Organism: Lymnaea stagnalis (great pond snail)
Lineage: Eukaryota; Metazoa; Mollusca; Gastropoda; Lymnaeidae
Source: the annotation of a GenBank genome assembly
GAUCUCCCUUAACAAAAUGGCUUCCUCCAGUCAAAUAGUAAACCUGUAGUGAUAAACUCGUGUUUCUAAGGAUAAUAAAACGUUAAAAUGCCCACAGAUACGCGACGCAUCAGUGGACCCGAAAUAUCACACAGUCCUUAUGACUAUUGCUUGACCCCACCUAUUGAUUUGGUAUGGAAGUAACUACUCAGCUUAAAGUUUAAACAUAACUAACCAGUUGUUUUUUUUUGGUGGCAUUAUAAUUAUAACAUUUUAUUUUAUCCCUCGGGGCGUGGUGAAAAAAAUGAAUGGGAAGCCAGUGUAUCUAUUUUGUUGCACCAAGAUAUAAUUACGCCACAAAUACACUACGGGAAGAGAAUCACACACUCAUACAUUGAUCAUGAAGUUGUCCGAGGCAUUGUCAUUGUGAUACCAAGCGUGUGUCAACACAAAACAACAGUAUGAUGAUAAAUACAAAACACUACAGUGAUUUUUAAAAGUCUUUUAACAAUAAUUAAAUAUCAUUGAUUUAGUUUUACAUUGGCAUUACACAUUAGUAAAAAAAAAUACCGGCUGAAAAAAGGGGGGGGGGGGCAAAAGGAAAGUUUGUUGUGCGGACGUCCUUUGUGGACAACCCCUAUCCAGAGCCGUGAUUUGGGUAGGCCCCCUUUUUGGUUAAGCCUCUGCCCAUAACCCGCCUCCCCCCCCCCCCCCGCCACCUCCCCCGGCAAGGAUAGAUUUUUUAACCAAAAAAAACAAUAAAUAAAAUAAAAAAACUUUGAUAUAGCCAAUAUAGCGCAAAUCCUGUCCCAAGCGCAUUGUGCAAUGGUUUCUGUGAGAAAACGUCGUGUUUUACCCUGAGAAUAGCUCAUGCCAUGUCAUUCUGGAAACAAAUUCCAUCAUGAAAAGGGUAAACGCAGACCUAUGGCUUUGCUAUACAGUUUGCUACCGCUCCGUAAGUUUCUAAAAUCGAGGUGUUUUCAAAAGAUUUGCUCUGAGACUGAGGGUUGUAAAUGAACCAUUGAUAUCGUGUGUACAUUUUGCCAAUGCAUAGUGAAAGCAAGAUGGUUGAAAUACGACCAUGCACAUUAAUAUUCAUAUGAUAUUAUUGAUAUACCGGUACUGGUAUUUUCUUUGGGUGUUAGUAAAAGUAAAAGGUAAAUAUUCAACUACAUGAAGGAUGUUGAAAUACAAUAGAAUAUCACUUAGUAUUCAAAAUGUUUCUCUUAUAAAUGUUACAUACACUAUACAUGCGCUUUCAGAAACUUUCAGUUUCUUUUCUAAUGUCUUAUUACUAAAAUUACCGGUAUUUUCAAAGUCAAAGGCCCGCACAACUUGUUGAAACAUUUAAUAAUCUGAAUAUAACAUAUAUUUAAAUUGUUUAAAUUGCUAACAAAAUAUUUAAAAACAUCUCAUGAAACUACUGUUGCAAAAGAACAUGAUAAUUUAAAUAUAGUAAUAUUUUAAAUUAAAAUGGGAAGGAAAAAACUCGAUCCCCUACUGGAAAUCGAUCACAAGAUAUAAUAUCGCCAAGUGUCCACUCUACCACUUGACCAUACAAGAUCUUCUCUAACAAGCAUAUCUUAAAACCAGGCCAAUGGUACAUUUUUGCCGCGGUGUACCCAGGCCAAAGCCGAUGGUUUCGCUAGGUACACCGCCGCGGUGUACGCAUCCACUUCGAUAAAAAUAACAAACACAUAAUUCACAUGACAUAAAUAAUCAUAUGAUCAUAAUAAUUUAUUUUAAUAAUUGAAAACUAAAACUGUCAAACAUAAUCAGUCAUGAUCAUGAUGAAAUGAAAUUAAUGAAUUGGUUGAAUGAUGUUGGCUUAAUAAUUUUACUUAGCCAGGUCUAGGCCUAGCCCAGUGUUCAGCAAAUGCGGAAUCGCGAGCUACAUGCAGCUCUUUGGUGACCCGAGUGCAGCUCGGCAAGUCAGCCACAAAUCGGUUUUGACUCCGAAAAACAUGGUUCUCUAUAGAUUCUUGAAAAGAAAUUUGUAGGGACCUCGGUAUGAUCCGGGAAGUGCCGAAAACCGGGUAUUGUGAUUUUGUCAAAACAGCGACCUCCACUUUUUAAUUUACCGAGGGUAGUGUUGUUUAGGAUUAUUUUUGCUAAAGCUAGUUUUUUAAUAAAUUCUACCUCUGCCCUCAACUUAAAGCAGACAUGUUUUUUGUUCAUUUGACACUUUCCUUUUAGAAAAAAUUUGAUGGUUUGAAUUUGAAAAUUAAUGGUAAAUAAUAGCUAAUUUGACUCAUUCAUAAUUUUUUUGUGGAAAAUAUAAGUUUAAAAAAAAGAAAAUACCAAUGUUAGAAGAAGGUAUAAUUAACAACAUACCAAAAAUUCGUGAGGUUAGGACCAGUGCAUGGGUGAGAAAUUUUUGCACAAAAUUUUUGUCACGUGUCCCAAAAUUACCUAUCGAUAAUGAACGUUUUUGUAGUAAGUAGCUUGAUUUACACUGGAAAUCCAGCAUAUUACCCACUAAUAAUAUUUUAAAACAAAGCAACAAUUUAAUAGCACUAAUUACUUUUAUCUGAUGCUUUUAUUUUGAGUGGGAUAAAUAGCUCUAUCCUUAUUGUAUUAUGACAACUAAUAGUGUAAAUAAAUAAAUAAAUAUAUAUAUUGGAGUCCUUUAAAACAGAUUUAAAAACACAUCUAUUUCGCAAACACCUUCUGAGGUGAUGCUAUCUACCAUCUUUUUCAGUUAAUGUAUAUUGGCUUGUGUUGCUUAUGGUUGAAACGGGAUGAAAGACUUUGACUCGGUAUGCUAGUAUGCAGCUUUAUAUUGUUGCGUCUGUUUUUAAAUGUGGUAAAUUUUAGAUUGUUUUUAUUUCUCUUUUUAAUUUUUAAUAUGGUUGACUUUGUACCGCGCUUCGAGCUUUUGGGGAUGAAGCGUGUUUUUAAAAUAAACUUUAUUAUUAUUAUUAUUAUAUACAUAUAUAUAUAUAUCCAUCCUAUAAGCCUAGUAUAGUAUAGCCUAUAGUAGCCUAUAGGUCUAGUACCAUCCCAACUUUUUAUUGCAAGACCUAUUAUUAAACAAUUAAGUAUUAUAGUUAAUGAUAUUUUAGGCCAUGUAAUCAUAUUUUAUUAUUUAAUGGAAAUUAUGAUUCUUAAAUUUUAAAAUAAAAAUGUUUUUUUAAAAAUAUUCACUUACCUUUGAUAUUGAAAUAUCCUGAAUUCACUCACAAAUCACAAUAUUCCACAAGAAACUUAUAAACUUUUAUAAUCCUCAGUAUUCUUCAAGAAAUAACUCAUUUUCUGAUACAGUAAUCCAAGAAUUUCUUAAGCUUUUACUAAAGAACGGUCAUAAAAGCUUGUACUUACCUCAAGCAAAUGACUAGAACUUAUUUUAAUUUCUAUCAACAGCCAAAGUUGAUACAUGUUGAUUUAUGAAACAAGAUUACUAAUUUUUUGGUCAUAUUCAAAUGGGACUAAAAUACAUACAUAAAAAAUGGUAAAAUAAAAAGUAUAAUCGUCAAUUUUAUAUAAAUGAAUCAAAUAAUCCCUGUAUUAUUUGUUUAUACUGAUAAAUGUUAAACAAUUCCACAGAAAAUUUGAAAUUAAUAUCUAAAGAAUAUUAUUAUUAUUAUUAAAUUUGGGAAAUUUUAAAAAUUUAUAAAGGAAAAUUAUCAAGAUUAAAAAUAUUUUUUUGCGGAAUAUUAACAAAAACUAAAAUUGUAUUUUGUGGCUUUAUUUAGAAGAACUCAUAUUUAAUUGAUCUUGGUGUUUUUGUAAACCAUUAUAUGGGCUCUAUACAGCUGUAGUAUUUUUAUAUUUUUUAAAAUGUUUUGAAAUUUUCAUCAAAGUGCCUAAAAUUUGGCUCCCAAAAAAUGUGUUCGUCCUGCUGCUGAUUUUUGGCUCUUUUGACUAAUGAGUUUACCUACCAAUGGCCUAGGCUUGUAAAGAUUGUAUUAGCUUUAUGUGUUUUGCCACACCCUAACUAAGUGCAGUGACAUAACUUUGCAACAGACCAAUUGUUGGACCUGAAUGAACAAUAACUUUUCAGUUUUUACUGAGCGUUAUUAAUUCGCUUCAUAAACUAAAUCUGAUGAUUGACAAAAUAAAUGUGAAAAUAUUCAACUUAAAUGUUCCAUUUGUGUUUAUUAAAAUUCAACUUACAAAGGUCAAAAGAAAUUUAAAAAGGUACAAUCCUUGCUCUGAUACCCCAAGACCAAGAUGAACACCGGGGGGGAGGACCCAUGCUAAAAGUGCUGUCUUUUGAUUGGUUGAAAAAUGAAUUACAUGUAUGCUAUUUUUUUCAAUGGCUAGCCCUGAUUAAGUUAAAAUAAUCUCAAAGAACUUGAAAUUUUUAGAUAGGAGCUGACAAGAAACGACUUGAUGGAAGGUUACCUGCUCAAUUACGACCGUUAUGUGAGUAAAUUUAUGUCUUGUGCCUAAUUGCUGAGCUAAUAAUUAAUAUCACUGAUAAAAAAUGUAAAAUGCUUAGGCCUGUCGGAAGUGUUCAUAUUUAAUAAAACAAUAUUAUCUUGCUCUCAGAAAUCUAUUGUUUCGUAAUGAUGAAAAAAAAUGUUUUUGGAAUCAAAAUUUUGAGAGUGGGCGACAAUUGCAAAAAGAAAAGUAAGUUUACACAAUUGAACUAAAAAUGAUAAAUAAUAAUAUGUCUACAGAACGUGAGUCACUGGAUUUUUACCAAUCUAUAAACAAAGCAGACAGCUGAAAUUGUCUUUUGAACAACCAAAUUUUUGGUCUCCUUAUGAAAUCAUCAGUUAGAAGACCCAUGGGUUUUCACGUCUAAAUAUUAAUUUCUCUGCUUUUGUGCAUUAAAAUCUAAUUCACAUUCAACGCAAUUAAUGGAACUAAUCAAAUUGAUUGCUAUGUCCAAAAAUAAAAAUGAUUUUUUUUCCUAACCAGUCCUACCACAUAUGCUAGCAAUAAAAAUAGAAAAGGUGGUUUGAUGUUAUGGUUGUAUGUAAUAAUUAAAAACUGUUAAAGGUUAUACUGACUAAAUUUGACAUGGGUUAUAGAGAAUGUAGUUUAUGAGAUUCUUUGUGUACAUUUAAACUGGAAGUAAAAAUCUUUGAUCACUUUUUAAUUUCAAUAUCUGUAUUAAAAAAAAUAUUUAAUUUUCUUUUUUUAAAAAGGAGUUUUGUAUUGAUUUGGCAAUUUUUGUCAAUUAUAUGAAGAGUAUUUGCAUUUAAUUUCUUCCCUAUUUAUUAAAAAUAAAUUUAUUAAAUACAUAUUUAUUUAUUCAAGUUUUACGUGCUGGUGUCAUUAGUCAGGCAAGAGGAUCAGGAUACAUUGAGGUGGAUCAAACCAAAGUCAUCUGCGCUGUGUGAGUAGCUAGAAUAAUAUUUAAAGUCACAUAAAUGUACACGGCAGUUAUUAUGUUAAAAUAUACCUCUCAAUUCAAAGUCAAUGUACUAGGUGAGAUUUAAUUAAAUUAAUUGCUCUUAACCCAUUCGCUACUAACCUCUAACUAACUCUGAAACAUCCCCUGAAAUACUAGACAAGGGGAGUUAGCUUAAAGGGCAUGCACCCUUGUAUUUUAAAAAUUAAAGUUUCAACAACUAAACAUCAUGCAAAAGAAACCUUAAAGAAUUUUUUAAAGAAUAAUAGUUUUAAAUAAAAUUUUUGUUUACAAAUAGUUUUGUCAUAAGGCAUUAUAUUAGUCAUAUCCAUAGUUUUGAAAAUGCAAUUCGGAGGUUGGAUUAUAAUUUACGUUCAUUUUGGAUCUCUAGGAAUUAUGAAAAGCAGAAACCCUUGUAGCUUGUGUACAGCCAGUUGUUGUUUCCUUGCUUCUACCACUGUCCAUCUUCUACUGCCAUUGAUAGAUCACUGGUACCGAUCUUAACAUGUGCUGACAGCUGCAUGACACACCCGUUGGUUUUCAUCACAAUGGCAUAAGCUGAACCAUUUCAUUAGUGAUUAUCAUCUAUCUCUUAAAAUCUUUUCAUCUAAUCAGUAACAAGGGUCAAAUUGUUUGACCAACACUCAGGGACAGGGUAUCUACGUCAGACUCCUGAGGAUCACAGCAAAAUCGGAUUUUUUUAGUGCAGAUCAUUUGAACUAUAUCAACAUCUGACUCAUCUCCCUUGUCAGAAAUAUUGUUUAAUGAAUAAUUUAAAUAGAACUUUACCCUGCUAUCAAAGAGUCAAGAAACUGAAAUACUAUAGCAAUAAAUUCUCGUACAACACAAUCACAAAUUCCGGAAUACGAGUCCAACUUUACACCACAAAGCUCACGAAAAAAAAAGAAGAUAAAAACGACAGUUUUUCAUUUUAAAAAAAUCAGAUUUUUUCUACAUUUCAAGUAUCCCAAUGCUGCAAUGCUAUUAGCAAGCAUACAAGACAGUGGGGUAUGUGUAUGUUGGUAAGUGCAAUGACUUAUUCUGUGGCCUUAGUAGCAACUGUGUGAGGUUGCAGUCGCUCUCAGUAGUAGCAACUGUGUUAGGUUGCAGUUGCUCUCAGUGGUAGCAACUGUGUUAUGUUGCAGUCGCUCUCAGUAGUAAGGAAUGGGUUAUGUUGCAGUCGCUCUCAGUAGUAAGGAAUGGGUUAUGUUGCAGUCGCUCUCAGUAGUAAGGAAUGGGUUAUGUUGCAGUCGCUCUCAGUAGUAGCAACUGUGUUAGGUUGCAGUCGCUCUCAGUAGUAGCGAAUUUGUUAAAGACAUUUUUGUUCAGCAUUAAAAGCCCAAAGUCAACAUGUCGUUUAGUCAAAAGCCCAAAGUCAACAUGUUGUUUGGUCAAAAGCCCAAAGUCAACAUGUCGCUUGGUCAAAGAAAACAAAUGGUCUUUGAUUUAUCAAAUAUUUCCUUUUCCUCCUUCAUUCCUUAGCUACGGACCCAGGGAAGUUCUUCGUCGAGAGGAUUUUAGCCUCAAGGGUCAGCUGACGUGUGAUUUCAAGUUCACAACAUUUUCAUGUCGGCUGCGCCGCCAGCACCAACAAGAUAAUCAGGAAAAAGAUCUCUCUGUGCAAUUAUUAGAGGCCCUUGAACCUGCUGUUUGUCUGGUAGGUUAAAGAAAUUAUUUAAAAAGUGUUUCUGUGUAGGGAUCUCAGCUAGUCGCAUUUGGAAAGGGUUUUGUCCCCACUUUUAACAGUUCCGACCUGUGACGACUUUCUGAGCAUUUCCUGAUUUAUUUAACUUUUAGAUAAGUGAUCCCGUCCUGAGUUAUUAUGGAUCUCUCAGUCGCCGUCAGCAUAAUGACAUGAAAUUUUUUUUUUCCCCCAUUAUCAGCAAAAAUAUCCCAAGUCACAGAUUAACAUCUAUGUAACAGUUCUGCAAAAUGAUGGUUCUGGUAAGUGAAAUACUAUAGAACUUCAAUAAAACAUAUACAGUUUAUUGUUUGAAAAAAUCCUACAUUUUCAAUAAAUUAAAAAAAUAUAUUACCUAGCAAUGUAAUCACAUCAAGAAAGAUUUUGCUUUUACAAAGUUCUUCUAAUGGUGCAUACAAGUGUAAUUAAUGUUGUGUUUACACAUUUCUGGGUAUGUUGCAUACACGUUUUAUGUAUGUUGUGUUGUAAUUUAUGUUGCGUUGACAAAAUUCAAAAGUCAUACAAGCUGAAAAAAUCAUUUUGUCCGAGAAUAUUGUCUUUCAUUUGGUGCGCAUAACUCAUCUCAACUGUCACAUUUGAUUAACAUUUCAGCAUUAUCUGCUGCUAUCAUAUGUGCAUCCCUGGCGUUGGCUUCCGCAGGUAUUGAGAUGUACGACCUGGUUUUGGCAUCAUCGGUGGUAAGUCUAUGUGUACACUGAGCUCUAAUUAAAUCCAUCUGUCUUCUUUUUCUUUUUUAUUAUCAAAGUCAUUAGCGAUUUACUUAGUUCCAGCCAUCACUGCUUUAAUUAAAACAUACAUUUUUCACCUUUUACGUUUUAAAAAACAUACUUUGUAUGUAUGCAUUAAUUUAAACAGAGAAUUUACAGCACUUGUAACAUUAUAACAUCAAGUGAGUUAUCAACAAAUUCAACUUGUGUCUGCCUAUUUGUCCAAUCUGUGUUUCACAAGACCUUGUGGCAGCACAGGAUGGAGAUUCAGACAGUUUUCUACACACAACAUCAUGCUCUUUUGAUGUGCACUGCAAUUUAAAAAGUUCUCUUGAAAUGCCCAGGUCAAUUUUUACUUUGCUUCCACUACAUUUUUGUUUUCCCAACAAUUUUUUUUUGGGGGGGAAGAUCAAGAGUGAAUAAUAGGACUGUUCUCAAUUUUCCUGUUUGCUCUGUUUCAGGCCAUGCGAGACGCACUGACAAUUGUCGACCCAACUGAACGGGAGGAGGAGGCUGUUCUUAACAAGACCGUGCGUAAAUCCUGUAGUGACAACUCAGUUGUGUAGUGACAACACAAUCCUAUAAUGAUAACACAAUCCUAUAGUGACAACACAAUCAUAUAGUUACUACACAAUCCUGUAGUGAUAACACAAUCCUGUAGUGACAACACAAUCAUAUAGUUACAACCCAAUCAUGUAAUGACAACACAAUCCUAUAGUGAAAACACAAUCAUAUAGUUACAACACAAUCCUGUAGUGAUAACACAAUCCUGUAGUGACAACACAAUCCUAUAGUGACAACACAAUCCUAUAGUUACAACACAAUCCUGUAGUGACAACACAAUCCUAUUUUGACAACACAAUCCUAUUUUGACAACACAAUUCUAUAGUGACAACACAAUCAUAUAGUUACAACACAAUCCUGUAGUGAUAACACAAUCCUGUAGUGAGAACACUAUCCUAUAGUGACAACACAAUCAUAUAUUUACAACACAAUCCUGUAGUUAUAACACAAUCCUGGAGUGACAACACAAUCCUGUAGUGACAACACAAUCAUAUAGCUACAACACAAUCCUGUAGUGAUAACACAAUCCUGUAGUGACAACACAAUCCUGUAGUGAUAACACAAUCCUGUAGUGACAACACAAUCCUUUAGUGACAACACAAUCAUGUAGUUACAACACAAUCCUAUUUUGACAACACAAUCCUAUUUUGACAACACAAUCCUAUUUUGACAACACAAUCAUAUAGUUACAACACAAUCAUAUAGUUACAACACAAUCCUGUAGUGAUAACACAAUCCUGUAGUGAUAACAAAAUCUUAUAGUUACAACACAAUCCUGUAAUGACAACACAAUCAUAUAGUUACAACACAAUCCUGUAAUGACAACACAAUCAUAUAGUUACAACACAAUCCUGUAAUGACAACACAAUCCUAAAGUUACAACACAAUUCUAUUAUGUACAGUUUUGGAAACCAUGAUGUUGGAAAAAAAAACAACAGAAUUUCAUUCAAACAAAAAGCUAAAACUCUGUUCAAAAUUACUGCUCACAUUCAAGAACUCAACAGAUAUUCAUACUGUGCAAUUAUUCGGCGAAUGUCUUGCUACAGACUAAUUUUAAGGAACAACGAAAAACUCAAACAAGGAUUUUCCAGACUGAAAAAAUAUGUACGAUGAAUGAAAAAAAAAACAUAUUUCAUUUAUUAGGAUCAAUAAAAGUAUCUUAUCUUAAAUGUUAUAAGACAUAGUCUAAAUAAGAUAGAUUUUUUUAAAAGUUAAAAAGUCUCAAAGUCAGAAAUACCCCCCCCCCCCCCCAUUUUUUUUCUCUUCCAAAUAAUUAUUUUCUUUCUGUCAACAUGUCAACCUUGUUAAGUUCACUGGUCCUGCAGUUUGUUAGCUACUUUAUUGAAUAAAUCUACGAGAAUAGUUGACUGGACAUCAGCAGCUGUAGCUCUGAGAACUUGAUGGUGACAGCAUAGUUGAGGGGAAUUUGCAUUCUGUGAUGCCGUGUGAUCAGAAUAGGAGACGAGAAUAGCCCCAAGUCACUUGCCGUCGUAUACGGAUUAUGCAAAACUAUUAUUUUUUUUUCAAAAUGGUUAUAGAGUUGGUUGGUUUUGCAGCGUUUCAUGCUACCUAAAAAUAAUAAACUGGUAGAUAAUAAUUUAAAAAACAAUGUGCACUAUGAUAAAUGUUAAUAUCUGUACUUGAACAGCACAAGGCAGAACUCAAUGCUGGAAGCAUGACCGUGGCAUUCCUUCCUUCCAUCAAUCAAGUUUCAGCUAUUUCCUCUGAUGGAGAAAUACUCUGUGAAACACUGACAAAGGUAUGGGGAAAAAAAUCAAUGCUCAAUUUUUGUUUUGGACUUCUAACACUUAAGUCCAUUGUUUCGUGUUUGCAGCAUAGUUGAAGGUUUGGGAAAAUUUUUUUAAAAAUUCUACAGUGCAUGGAACGUUUGCAGCAAAUUGGCAAAAAAUCUUCACCCUCUUUGAAAUUUUGGGGAAAAGGAUUUUUAAGAAAUCGAAAGAAAAAAAACAAAGAAAAAAUGCGCAGUCUGAAAUUCUUAAUGAUCCGCAACCUUGUCGAAAGAAAUUUUGUCGAUUGGUCAGUAGAUUUCUUUAAGCCAUAAAAUUAAUGCAUAACAAGUGCGUGAUCAGAUAGUAACUUUAUCUUUAAUGACAAGGUCUACAUUUGACAAGGUCUACAUUUGACAAGGCCUACAUUUUACAUUAGACCAGUCCUACAAUUGACCAGGUCUGCGUGUUGGUAAAAUAUUUUGGUUUUUGCUUUCAUUUUCUAUUUGGAUUAGCGACACACGUGUGUUCUCUAAUGUAAUCCUUUAAAUCUGUUGAACCUUCUACACUAUUAUAUAUGCCUGGAGUUUGUUCUUUGAAUUAUGUAUGGCUCAAUAAGUUGGAAUACAAGUUUGUUUCUAAAGAAGCAGCGAAUGACAAGAGAAAAGCCUAGCCUGUUGCCAUUGGUUUAAAAAAAUAUAUAAACAUUGAUAUCUCAUCAAUGAGUGAAGGAGCGCUAAACAUCCAUGCAAAUGGUAAGUUACAGUAACUUAGAGUCCUAUUUAUCAGUUCCCUUAGCCGACUUAAAAUUUGGCCGAUAUAACAUUUAAAUUUUACUGACUCGUUUCGGGUUUCUUUCUGGUUCCUUUCUGUUUCCUUUUCUAUACUUAUUUAAGUGAGCCACUAAUUUGUAUACUAAAAAAUAAUUUUAUCCAGACUUAAGACUAUCAAUUAAUUUUAAGACGAGAUUAAAAAUAUUAUAUCAGGAUUAUUAAGUAUAAUGCAAUAAUUUGUUGAAUAUUAUAUUUUAGGAAGAAAAUCACACUCAGAAUGAGAAAGCCUCUAUUCCUUUGACGACGGUUACUGAAUGUUUAAAUACAACUAAUAAUGUUGACCCACUACCGUCAUCAUCAAGGGCCUCUCAUGGACAGGGAUCAAUAGCAAAACCUGUUAAUACUCAGUCUUACUGCACAAAGAUGGCACUGCUCACUGCUGAAAUCAUUCGGACAAUGUAAUGUCUAAACGGCCGUUAUAGCUAAAUAUUUCCCAAAGACUCUGCAGGACGUUUCCAGGCCAUGUUUCCCACUUGUGAAUUAAGCAUGACAGUUUGCACGUACUGAUGGGCAAUCUGCAUAUCUCAGCAUUACUGGUGCAGCCACCUGCUUCGCUCAGCACAUGCUGAUGGGCAAUCUGCACAUCUCAGCAUUACUGGUGUAGCCACCUGCUACGCUCAUAAGCUUUUUAGAAAACUAAGAGCAGCUUCUAAUUAAGUUUGAUGAAACAAUGAACAAACAGAUGCAGGAAAAGCUAAGGGAUAUUUAUGUUUGUAGUCCAAUUCAGUCGAUUAUCACAAAGCUUGGACACAGGGAAUUUUUAUAAUUGUCUAUGGAUGGCCUUGCAUUGAACUGGAAACUGGUCUACAGCUGGCCCUGCACUGUACUGGAAACUGGUCUACGGUUGGCCCUGCAUUGUACUGGAAACUGGUCUACGGCCAGCUCUGCAUUGUACUGGAAACUUGACUGUGGAUGGCAUUGAACUGGAAACUAUUUCACAUGGAUACAACUGGGCAGCCAGGACAUUUUCAGCUAUUUUGUCUAGGACAUUUCAUCAUUACCCUGUGCCUAAUGAUUCAUGAUGACUAUGUAUCAACAGUUAAUUCAUUCAACCAUUACUUUUGAACAUUAAACUGAUGUAUAUUACAUUACAUUAUACAUACUUUUGUGUAAAGGCUAUAUCUACUAGAAUAAUCUGGCUAUCUUUGUAUAUGUUGUAUACAGUGAUUUAGCAUCUAUGCUAUAAUUAAAAUUUUAAAUAAUAAUAAACAGGUCUUUGAAUUUUAAUAAAGAAAUGUUUUGGAGGGUUAGGAAAAAUGUGUGAAUUUUGGACCUGGAAGUCUGCAUGAACCCUGGUUUCAUUAACAGUUUUGAAACGAGGCAUUUAAAAAAAAAAUUGUUAAUGCCAAGAGUUUUUAUUGAAAUAUAUACCCGGUACCCUAAAUGUUCAAUAAAAAUAACCUUUCCUUUUUUUCAACAGAGUAUGAGGUUAUGUGUAGAAAACUGCCUGAAACUUUAUCCUGUGCUGCAACAAGCUCUAGUGAAACACAGACUGGACAAGCAAGCAGACACAAGUUGAAUAUGUUUAGAACUUAGUUAAUGUUACAAAUGCUGUAAAUUCAUUGUUUAAAGUGGACUAAAUGUUUGACUAUAAAAAUGUAUUAAUUAUUUUGACCCAUUUUUUAGUCGUUAAUUUUGAUUUACUCUGUCUUCAUUUAAUGGAAAUGGUCAGUUAUUUGGUGUUUGAUACGUAAGUUUGAUAAUUAAAUCCAUGAAUUUCAUUUAGAAAAUGGGAACAAAAUUAUAGUUCAAUCCAGACAAUGGUUGACUUGGAAUUCUAAUAAUGGCCAGUUUUAGAUCAGUUUUUUUUUAAAUCUGUUUGCUGGCAAAGCAAAAGCUUUAAUCCCUUAUCACUGCACAAGAGAUUUGAAUGAAGAAGGCCGGAAACUAUAAAUAGCAGAUCAAUAAAGAUCAGAUGUGUUCAACUAAACUCUGAAGAUUUUUAAAAAAAAUUUUGUCUUAGAUUGAGGUUUACCACCAAAGAUACACGUUGGUUUGUACCAUAUAACAUAAAUCACAUUCCUGUAACACAUUAUGGGAAUCCCAUUCAGACAAGCCGGAAAAAUAAGCCAACGCAGUAAAGAUUUUAUCCAGUCUUGUAUUAGAUAUCAGUCGACAGGAUUAAGAUGUAAAAAUUCUAAUAAACAAACAAACAAAAAAAGGUGAUUUAAAAUGAUGGUAAGUUAUUUAAUGUGAAAUCAUGAAAUAGGUCAAACUCUGCAAAAAUCUCCCACGCUCAAAACAAAAAAUAAA